GGUUUUGCAAUCAGAGAGAGAGACAGAGAGAGAAGAGUUUUUAUUUUAUUUUAGUAAGAGAGAGAAAUAAAAUUGGGUAGCGUUUUAAACAUCAACGGUUUUUUGGUGAAAGGAAAAUAUGGGAUAGAAAAUGAGAGAAAGAAAGUGUCGUGUAAGGGACAAGACGAUUGUGUUCUUCUUCUUCUAUGAUCUUUGCAUUUUCUUCUAAAUUUUCUCUCAGAAUCGUCUUCUUCCUGCAAAGGGAAAAAAAGGGGUCGACUUUGAACCGAAAAAAGAAGAGAAUUUUGGCUGUUCAAUAAGAGGGUUUUAUCGUUGGGGUUUGAAAGCUUGAGUGAUUGGGCAAAUUGUGCAUUUUUGAAAAUUUGAACCACAAAUGCUGUUACUCUGUACAUGAUGUGUCCUUGGUAUGAUCUCUGAGUAUGGUGUUGCAGAAGAGAUUAGAUUACGGAUUCAAUGGCUAUCAGGUUCCGCACAUGCCCCGAGCUACCAGAUCAGCUAGGAGGAGACGUUCCUUUAAGAAGAAACAUGAAGAGGAUCAGAUGUGUGCAUUUGACUUAUUGGCCAUUGUAGCUGGAAAGUUAUUGCUUGAUAAAGAAAGUGCUCCUAGUUCUAGUAAUACAUCAGCGGACAAAUAUCAGUGUGCAGUUGUUAAUAGUGCUGUAAAAUAUGAAUGGCAGGAUGAAGAAAAACCUUUGAAAGUAGAAGCCUGUGAUCAGGGAAGUGCUGCCAGGAAUUUCUUUGUUUCUGAUCUACCACAAGUUCAUGGACAAGGUUGCAGUUCCAAAGAAUCUCUUGUCACUCAGAAUAACCUCAAUUUAAGAUUAGCUUCUGCACUAACAAAGUCAGACUCUGCAGGGAGGUCCAGUGCUGAGAAGUUGAGAAAUGACAAAAGCAAGAAUGAUAUAGGUACUUUUGCCAGCAAAGUAGAGGGAGUUUCCUCUGAGUACGGAGAAUUUGGUGACUGUAAAUUAGAGGUUGAAACCAAAAGAGCAGUGAAAGAUGAGCCUGGUAAGUCUGGGGUGGUGCUAAGCAGCACUGCGGCUGACAUGUGCAGUUUAGAUGAUCCUGUGGUUCUGGAUGCAAAACCUCCUGCACUGGCCAGUUUGGACAGUUGCGCCAAGGUGCCUCUGUGUAGGAACCAUAUUCCCAAUAGUCCCAAUCUCACAGAUCGGGAUGAUGUAAAUGUAGUUAGUAGAGAUGAUGACGAUAACUACUCUGGGUGCACUCACCCUAUCACCAAAAAAAAAUUCUUUAGGCCAGCACCACGUAUCGGAGAUCGAAGAAUCAGGAAAAUUUUGGCUUCUAAAUACUGGAAAGUAGCUCCAAAAUUCAAGGAUGCUACAGUUUCUAACUCUUAUGGGGAUUUGAAGCCUGUUUUCCACAAGAGGAAGAACUAUUACAGACAACAAAGGUCUGAAAGGCUAUAUCCUUUCAAAAAAAGGAAGCACUAUGCCUAUAGCUCACCAUCAAAACUUGAUGGGGGACUAAGUUGCGAGUUUGUAUCUGAUUCACCUCGAAAGGGCAGCAAUGGAGAUGCUUCUGGUUCCUGUUCAAGGAUGCAUGGAGUGACUGGGGCAUCAUCUUCAUUUGUGGCUCAACACGCUUCAUUCCAACCCUGGGAUUCUCAUGGUAUGAGAACCUUUAAUGGAGGGGCAUCAUCUUCAUUUGUGGGUCAACGCUCUUCAUUCCAACCUAGGGAUUGUCAUGUGAAGCUCAGGAUCAAGUCUUUCAGGGUGCCAGAGCUUCUUGUUGAGAUUCCAGAAAGUUCAACUGUUGGCUUAUUGAAGAGGACGGUAAUGGAGGCUGUGACUGCUAUACUUGGUGGUGGUUUACGUGUUGGUGUACUUCUUCAAGGAAAGAAGGUUAGGGACGACAACAAAACUUUAUUGCAGACCGGGAUUUCUCACACUAACCAGUUGGAUUCUUUGGGUUUUUGCUUGGAGCCUAAUCCUUCACAAACCCCCCCUUCUUUGUGUCCUGAAGAUUCUCCCUUUCUACUUCAAUGUGACACACCAGACCCUUUAAGCAGGUGUCCUCCCACUGCUGGUGUGGUGUGUCAGGGCAUUUGUACUGGUUCUCCAGAGCCCCACCUGAACAAUUUAGGGAAAUGUAUUGAAAGUGACCGUGAUUCAGCAUCCUCUCCUACUGACACUUCAAUGGACCAAAGCACAAAUUCAAAAGCGCUAGUUGCAGUACCAGCUAUGAAAGUAGAGGCGCUAGCUGUGGUUCCAGCACACCAGAAAUCCAAACAAUCCGAGAUUGUGCAGCGCCGAAUUCGUCGACCUUUCUCCGUUGCUGAAGUUGAAGCAUUGGUUCAAGCAGUUGAGAAACUUGGAACUGGAAGGUGGCGUGAUGUUAAACUGCGAGCAUUUGAUAAUGCAAAGCAUCGGACAUAUGUGGAUUUGAAGGAUAAAUGGAAAACACUGGUGCACACGGCAAGAAUAUCCCCUCAGCAAAGGAGAGGAGAGCCUGUUCCCCAGGAGCUCUUAGACAGGGUCCUAACUGCCCAUGCUUACUGGUCCCAGCAGCAAGCCAACCAACAGUUCAAACACCAGCACGCAGAGACUUGCCUUCUCCUCUGAGAGCUCGCGGAACAUGUUGGAACGAAGCCUAGACUAGUGGAUUCAGAAGGAUUUCUAAUUUUUUUUUCUUUAUUAUGUGUAUUUUUGUGAUCAUUGUGUAAAAAGUUGAUGACAAGGGAGAAGUGUUGAAGCAAUCUAUGUAAUAUUCUUGUGCUCGCCGCCAUUCUUUCCCUGCUUGGGAAGUUUGGCCCUUGUAAAUGGUCAAUGGAAUAAGAGCUUCCUAACACAAAUCAUUUGGUAAAAGA
Molecule: messenger RNA, 2827 nt
Organism: Populus euphratica (Euphrates poplar)
Lineage: Eukaryota; Viridiplantae; Streptophyta; Magnoliopsida; Malpighiales; Salicaceae
Product: telomere repeat-binding protein 5-like
Exons: 10
Coding region: 420-2582 (720 amino acids)
Molecular function (GO): protein binding
Source: RefSeq, a predicted model, not a curated record